AUGAAUGAAGCUUGCCUUAGAAGACAAUUUACACAGCUGAAGCAAGUAUAUCACCAUGGCUACAACAUUAUCCAUGUUGCCGCCCAACAUGGUCACCAUGAUUUCAUCGAGGCGGCUUUGCGAAGCCUUCAAGCAGCUGAUCGACGAAAUCUCAUUUGUGGCACCAACUCUGACGGGGAUACCCCUCUUCACAUUGCAGCGACACAGCGUACGCCAGUGAUCGCUAAACAAUUGAUCGACUUGUACCGGAAAUUGAGUUUUCCUGAGGAUGACAAGGCCCCUUGGAGGAUUCGGAAUAAGGAUGGGAACACCCCUCUCCAUGUAGCCUUACUGAAUGGAGGGUGGAGUGUUCGGGUUGCUGCGUACUUGCUAGAGAUUGAUCAUGGAUUGGCUGCCUUUACUAACAACCGCAACGAAGCUCCACUCCAUCUCGCUGUUACAUAUGUUCACCAAGGUACUGACAUGUUAACCAUAAAAAUGAUAAACACGCUUAACUGCCAAAGGGGAGCACUGUCCAGCACGAAUAGUCAUUUUGUUGAUGAAAAUGAAGACGACUCAAUCUCUUUGGUAAGGUCUUUAUUAGAGAAUCACAGCGAGAUCGGUUGUUUAUGUGAUGCAGAUGGGAUGACCCCUCUACUUAGAGCAGCAUUCAGCUCUAAUUUAUCGGUUGUUGAUGUCAUAAUUAACAAUUGUCCCGAGUCAAUAGUGGUAUGUGAUCCCAAAGGAAAAAAUGUGUUGCAUUACAUAAGAUUUCCGACUACCUUACAAGCAAAGGAAUUUUUGGAAAAGGCAGAAAUUCCAGUGUUGCUGAUUAAUAAACAGGAUCAUGACGGGAACACACCUAUGCAUAUAGCUGUCAUGAACCAUGAUUUUGGAACGGUCAAAGCCAUGGUUCGACAUAAUGCUAACUUUUUCCUACAAAAUAAGGAGGGUGUUUCUGUACAAACUCUUCUUGAUCAAUUUGCCACCAACAAGCUGGAUGUUUCAGCCGAAAUUCAAUUUCAGUCAAAAUCGAACGAGUUUCGUGCCUUAGUGGAGAAGGCAAACGAGAAAGAGGUAGUAAAAGAUGAGCUUAUGAGUAAUGAUUUGUAUAAAGCAGUUUGUAAUCGGGAGUGGCAAACCUUAAGAGAAAUGCUAAACGAUGAAAAACAAUUUCUUUCUCGACUACUCGACGGAAGCAACAUCAUCCAUUUAGCAAUUCAGGGUCUCAAAACAUAUAAGUUCGCUAAAGAUUUUUCCAUAUUUGAGUCUCGAUCUGAACCUUAUCCAGAAGAAGAGUUGAUUGUGGAUGCAUUGAAAAAGUACCCGAUCCUUUUCUGUCAAACAAACCACCUUGGCGAAACACCUCUUCAUCUUGAGUCGUUUCACAGGUAUGAGUUCAAAUGUCUGAGAAGAUAA
Messenger RNA from Chenopodium quinoa (quinoa), 1398 nucleotides. Its product is annotated as protein ACCELERATED CELL DEATH 6-like. The coding region runs from base 1 to 1398 and encodes 465 amino acids. Gene Ontology annotation, molecular function: protein binding. The transcript has 4 exons. The record is from RefSeq and is a predicted model, not a curated record. Lineage: Eukaryota; Viridiplantae; Streptophyta; Magnoliopsida; Caryophyllales; Amaranthaceae.